This is a messenger RNA of Yarrowia lipolytica CLIB122, 1209 nucleotides long. RefSeq lists its product as uncharacterized. Gene Ontology annotation, molecular function: DNA end binding. Gene Ontology annotation, biological process: double-strand break repair via nonhomologous end joining. The record is from RefSeq and is a predicted model, not a curated record. Gene Ontology annotation, cellular component: DNA ligase IV complex; nucleus. NCBI's taxonomy places the organism in Eukaryota, Fungi, Ascomycota, Dipodascomycetes, Dipodascales.
AUGGUGGAAGCCAACCCCAAAGCCGGAGCUUGGGUUCCUAUCACAACUGACGACGGCAGCUUCCAAUUUUUCGCCAGAUUGACCAUUUCCAAUGGCGGAUACACCCUGCAUCUUGCUGAUGUCGCCAGCUUUCAAUUCUGGAUUGAAGACCUGCGCAAGGACCGAGUCACUAUAAGAGCCGAAGAUGACGAUUGCCUCAUCGAUGCCAACGACCCCACACAGCAUGCACUGCUUCUCGACAAGCUGGGUCAGGCUCUGCGAGAGGGCCAGAUCGACAUCCGCAAGACCUCCCGAGGACUACGUAUCAGUGUGUCUAUGAAGAUGGGUGGGGGCACUUUUGAAUGGACCUUCCGUGUGUCUCAGGUAACAGAGACGCGUGAGCUGGUGGACCUUCAACGGACCUUUUUCAGUGGACUUAUCACAGUUAGCCAUUCACUGCUGUCCCAGGUUGAGUUUCUCGAGUCUCAGCUGUCUCUGAAGGACUACCAUAUUGGAGCUAUGCAGAAGCUGUUGGCUGAUACCGAGCCAGGACGAUCUACAGAGUAUAGGCCACGGCGGUUCACUGAGGCAGCAUACAAGACCGACCCUGUGAAGCUAACUGAGAGUUGGAAGGAAGAACGACCAGCAGUAACCGAAAAAGAGGCCAUGCUGUCUUUGGCAAAGGUGGACCCCUCACUGUGGAUGCUACGAGAGACUGAGAAGGAGGUGGAGAUCACAGAAAUUAAAGAAGACACGAGUUUCGCGGAUGACUUUGUGGAUGAUCAGGUGGAAUCAGCCUCGCAACUCCCUACACAAGACAAGUCAGAGACUCCAACCGAGUUUGAAACCAAGGACGAGAUGGCCCAGAUGGGCGUCGACACCCCAGACCUGUGCGAGACUGAAGAUGAGGAAUCUGCUGAGGAAAAAGAGAAUAUUGGAAAAACUGCAGACGUGAGUAAAGAAGAAACUCCUUCAAGUGAACCUCCACAGACCCCGGAGAAACCAAAACCUACACCUGCAAGCACUUUCACCGAGCCUUCAGCAAGCCAAAACGAUAGCCAAGGCUCUCCUAAACGAAGAAUUGGAAGUCUGAUCAAGAACAUCCCGUCUUCGCCUAUCAAGGGAGAGGACCCAGGUGUCGCAUCAAACACUGAAACACUGAAGAGAAAACAGCUGGAACAGACACUACAGAAACAGCGAAGUGCUGUCAAGAAGAAACGGAGAUUUUAG